UUGGGCGGGUCACGUGGUCGAGUCCAAGAGCGACCUGUGGUUUAACGUUACUGUAAUGGGAGAAACGAGAAGAGGGGAAAGGAAGCAAAGAAGCGAAUAAGGCAUUUUUGUCCAAACGACUGCUGUUUGCUGGAUAGUUUCACCUCUACCGGCUGUUUCUAAACUGUAAAAGGGGAUCCUACGUUCAUACAAGGUUUGCACUCUCACCUGCAAGCCAAUGUAAGUCGUGUUGAGUGACUGCGUGUGAAAGGGACCACCACCGCCCUCAUGUCCUUUGGAGGAGGCUUUCCCGGACGCACUGAGCGUGUCCGCCAGUCGCCCUAUUACGACCAGGUUCCUCAUGAGCCCUUACCCCGCGCCGAGCCCUAUGACCUGAGGGAGCAGGGAGCCCCUCGUCUGGCCCAGAGCGCGGACCCACUUCCCCCUCCGCCGCUUCCUGACCAGCCUCCUGUCGGCCCAGACUUUGACCCCAGCGGCAGCGAGGGAGACACCGAGCCAGAACUGGACCCUGCCCUCGACAUCAAGCCGGUUCACCGGUUCAUCCCGGACUCUUGGAAAAACUUCUUCAGGGGGAGCAACCGCAGCAGCAAGAAGGCCUGGUCCAUGCCUGAGUCCUCCUGUAACAACAACAACAGCACCAGUGAGGGGGUACGUUGUUCCCCCCCACAAUCCCCCUCUCUUCCUGGAUCCUACCGGGAUCCCUACGGGGGCUCAGCUGGAAGCUACAACUCCCGCAAGGAGCUUUUAGACGCCCAUGGGUCAGUGUCGGGGCACACACACCGCACAGCGCUGACCUACAGCGAGCGGGUAGAGGAGUACCACCAGCGCUAUGGCUACAUGAAGUCGUGGGCGGGGCUACUGAGGAUUCUGGGCUGCGUGGAGCUGCUGCUGGGAGCGGCGGUGUUCGCCUGCGUCUGCGCGUACAUCCACAAAGACAAUGAGUGGUUCAACAUGUUUGGAUACUCUUCUCCCGGAGGAGGGUAUGGGCCAGGCCUUUACAGCGGCGUGUCAGGUGCUUCGUACUACAGCGGACCCAAGACUCCGUUUGUGUUGGUGGUGGCGGGGCUGGCGUGGUUGGUGACGGUGAUCCUGCUGGUGCUGGAGAUGACCAUGUACUACCGCACCAUCCUGCUGGACUCCAACUGGUGGCCCCUGACUGAGUUUGUCAUAAACCUGGCUCUGGCUGUGCUCUACAUGGCAGCAGCCAUCGUCUAUGUCAGGGACACAACCCGCGGAGGACUCUGCUCCUACCCGGUCUUCAACAACGGCAUCAACGGGGUCUUCUGCAGAACCGAGGCCGGUCAGACCGCAGCCAUAAUCUUCCUGUUUGUCACCAUGGUUGUGUAUCUGAUCGGGGCCGGUGUUUGUCUGAAGCUGUGGAGGCACGAGGCCGCCCGCAGGUACCGGGAGAGGUACGGCCAGGAGAUGCAGCCUUCUGAGGUUCACGCUGUGCGGUCACUGAUGGUUCCAGAUUCGGCUCCGGCUCCCAGAUUUCCCGAGCAGGUCCAAGGCUCUUCUGUCGUUCCCAUCCGAGCUGCACCAAAAGCACUUGUUCCAAAGGUUGUGCAGGGAGCGAUACCAUCAGGACACAUCCCAAAGCCCGUCAUUGUGCCGGAUUAUAUUGCGAAGUACCCUGUGAUCCGGUCUGACGAGGAGCGGGACCAGUACCGGGCCGUGUUCAACGACCAGUACGCAGAGUACAAAGAGCUCCACGCGGAUGUGCAGCUCACGCUGAAGAAGUUUGAUGAGAUGGACGCCAUGAUGCGCAGCCUGCCUCAGCAGCCCACCACCCAGAUGGAGGUGGAUCGCAUCAACAGAAUCCUGCAGGAGUAUCAGAAGAAGAAAAACGACCCGACCUUCCUGGAGAAGAAGGAGCGAUGCGAGUACCUAAAGAGCAAACUGUCGCACAUCAAGCAGAGGAUACAGGAAUAUGACAAAGUGAUGGAGUGGAACGACGGCUUUAGCUAAAGAGCUGCUGUUGCUAGCAGAAUAACAGCAGUGGUAAGAAUGGCACUAAAGUGGCAAACACAGCCUAAUUGAAGCUUAAAAAAAGCUAAUGAGUUGUUUUAUGUUUUUAAUCUGCUGCCAGAACGUCUGUAAGCAUUUAUCAAAGCUCACAAGUGGGGGAAAUAAUGAGGGCAAACAUGCUUCGUCAUUUCUGAGGAUGAUGUGAUUUGUUUUCAUGUGUGUAGGUGGUCUGUUGUCGUAUCAAACAGCUGGCUCCAUGUGACCGUGAACAAGAUCUCCUAAUCAGCACUUCAGUUCUUUUCUUCCCCGCUGUAGCUGUGCCCAGAUGCUGGAUGAGCUCACGCACCACACGUGUGCUGGUACUCCACGCUCAGUGCACUCCCAGUAGUUUAGGGACCAGCACAUGUCUGGAGGACAGAUUUACACGCUGCUUUUUUUAUUUUAUAGAGACUUGACUUUCCAGGCUCCGUUAAAUAAAACAUACAAGAAAAUGUUUGGGAGGAUUUCGAUUUGGGGAUUUUAGUACUUAAAAGAUCCAGCAGCUUUCAAAAUAUUUUUUUCUGGACUUUCCACAUUAAAGGGCCAUUAAUAAUUUAUAGUUGGGAGAGAAAUGACAUCACAUAGCUGCAAAUCUGGGUUUUGCUACUAUUUUAAAACAAAGUCAAAAUGCUUAUGGAGGUGAUGUUGUAAGCCUUAUGCCUUUUACACUAACAGUUACCAUGGUGACCAUUAUUACUGAACAGCCAUCCUUAAUUUGGCCCCCAGCCAGUGCAGAUGAAUGCUUUUUGUAAUUCCUUAGAAUGUGGUUUUCUGUUUUUCCAUUUUUAUCUCUUGUUUUUUUAGGAUGAGAUCUUCAGAGAGCAGUUUAUAUUUUCUUAAAUGAAAAACAAAGUUGGGUACCGUACAACACAAAGUAUUUUUGUUUUAUUAGCCUUGUUUCCAUUUAAUGUUAACAUCAUAGAAGUUGGGAAAUAAACCUCCAAUGGCUCUUUAUUUUAAAACAGCCUUGGGCACACCUAUUCUUUACACUUGGCUCACUGCAUUGGGGUUUUUCAAAGAAAGUCUUUUUAUUAACAGAAUAAAAUAAAAAAAAUUCUAGAUCAACAAGAAGACAGCAGGAAGCACUCAACUCAAAAAGUGAGGAAACUACAACUUUUGUUGAAGGCAAACAACUUAGACCUCUGAUAUUUAGUUCUCUUCUACUAUGUUUCGUUAGAGUAUUAUAGGUUUAAUUCCUGAAUAGUUUAAAAAGAUCACUAUAAAAUGAAUUGUUUUGAUAAUUAAAAUAAAAACUGGCCAUUGAGUACUAUUAACUUGAUGAUUAUGUCCCUGGGUGUAAAAAGUCUGCACACGCCUGCUGUAGAGAAUUUUUCGUUUGUUUAGCUCUAGAAGCACGUCUGCUGGCUUAAUAUUUAACACCUUGCUGAUACUGAAAAAGUUCAGGUUUAAGCCUCUUCACAGCAAAAAUGUCCCCUCCAAAGAUGAUGGCUGCCCUUAGGAGAAAACAGAAAUCUGACCUGUUUUUGAUACAAAGCCUUUCUCGGAGUAAAGAAUCUGAACUAGUGCUGAUGGGAAGGUUUGUUUUGGGGGUCGUGUGUUUAGUUCGCCCAGCAUUGUGUGUGUGUCCUUGCUUGUGGACUUAACAGACAAAUGUGAGAAAACCCACAAGCUCUUCAUUCAAAAAUGGUCUGAAUAUGCAAUUAAUUGUGAAAACUGUUGUAAGACUGACUGUAAAUGUAGCCGAACCCUAAAAUUUCAUGAAAGGCACUGCGGGUGGGAAUCACUGGGAAAUCCUGGAGAGAACCCAAAGCGUUGCCUUGGUCCUGUCACUGUUUACCUCCUCUUCAUGCCGGCCUCAGGAGCUCCCUGCCAGCGUUGGUGCUGUCUGUUUAAAUACACGUCCUGCUUUAAAUGAACACCACUGCUGGUGUAGCAGGAGGAUCGAGCUGCUGUGAGGAUUGUUUUUACCGCACACUGUCCUUUGUUUAUGCAUCUGUGUCUUUAAUGUGAAAAUUCCACAUGGUUUAGUGAACGUGUGAUGUGUUGUUCUACCAUUUCAGGGAAUAAAAAUAAUACAUGUUUUGUACUUUGUCACUUAGGAAAUCCUACUUAUCUUCAUUUCAGUUCUUUUUUUUUAACACUGCAAGUAUCUAGAGUGGAGUUUAUUUUUGUUUUUGUGUAAAUAUGUUAAGAUCAAUCUGCAGUUUUCUUUUCUAAUGCAAGUAACCGCCUGGUGCCUUUAGAUGCAGCUCUGCUGUUUCAUUUGGUAGACGACUCUAAUGUAAUUGAAAUUACAUGGUAAAACAACAAAUGACUUAAAACCGGUUUUGAGUUCCUGCUCAAAGAAUCAUUCAAAAAUGUUAAAUCUUUGCAGCUUUUAACAUGUUUUCCUCCUCAAAUAAGUAACAUAUUUGUGCAUCCUGACCAUAUUAGGAAUAUUCUUCCACCUUCUGUAUUCUGAACUGUCUGGUCAUAGCACAUUUUUCUCUUCUGCUCUGUUGCAGAAUAAAUCAAGUUGGAUCUCUU
This is a messenger RNA of Fundulus heteroclitus (mummichog), 4494 nucleotides long. It is a transcript of the gene marveld2a, whose product is annotated as MARVEL domain containing 2a. Gene Ontology annotation, biological process: bicellular tight junction assembly. NCBI's taxonomy places the organism in Eukaryota, Metazoa, Chordata, Actinopteri, Cyprinodontiformes, Fundulidae. The transcript is spliced from 10 exons. Gene Ontology annotation, cellular component: apical plasma membrane; bicellular tight junction; cytoplasmic vesicle. The record is from RefSeq and is a predicted model, not a curated record. The coding region runs from base 268 to 1968 and encodes 566 amino acids.